Microplitis mediator is the source of this 2099-nucleotide messenger RNA. RefSeq lists its product as uncharacterized. The transcript is spliced from 2 exons. The coding region runs from base 145 to 1899 and encodes 584 amino acids. The record is from RefSeq and is a predicted model, not a curated record. Lineage: Eukaryota; Metazoa; Arthropoda; Insecta; Hymenoptera; Braconidae.
AUAUCCUUCUACAUAUAUUCACAAUUUGUAGGUAGUACAAGAACUGAAAAAUAAUUUUUGGUUGCCAGUAUACCUGUAGUCGUUGCACUGAUCAGUCGAUAGUUUUGUGAUAAAUUAUUUCUCAAGUGAAUUAAAUUAUUAACCAUGGGACGUGAUUCUAGAAAGGUUUCAAGAGAACUUCGGAGUUCUGAAAAAAUUAAUAAGUCGCGUUCAGUCAAAAGAAAGAAUGUUUUUAAUCCGAAAACAGCCGAACGUGAUGAAAGUAUUCAGAGUACAUCUUCUAAAAAAUUAAAACAAAACACUGAAGAUGAUGUACCUGAAGACAGCAGUACUGAAUUUCGAAUAAUAAAUUUUAUUCAGGUAUUCACUGCAAUUUCUGCUCUUAUAAAAUGUAAAAAAUGUGAUGGAAAUGUAGUGUUUCAAACAGCAAGUACACGUGGGCUGGGAUUCAAAAUUGUAGUUGCAUGUAAUAACUGUGGAAAUGAAUAUAUUCCUUCCUGUUCUUUCGUUGGGCAUUCUUAUGAAAUAAACAGACGUUUCAUUUUUGUAAUGAGAAUACUAGGAAUAGGAUACGAAGGAUUGUGCAAGUUUUGCGGCCUGAUGGACAUGCCGUCUUUUUUAGAUAAAUCUACGCAUACAAUUUUACUGAAACAGAUUUUGAAUUGUAGUAAAGCCGUCGCAGAAACCUUCAUGACGAAAGCUGUGAAUGAAGAAAAGCAAGCAAUGCCAACAACUGAAAAUGAAGAUAUAAAUCAUCUAACUGUAUCGGGAGAUGGAACCUGGCAAAAACGGGGAUAUACAUCGUCAUUUGGAGUUUCUUCUAUAAUUGGCUAUUUUACUGGAAAGAUUCUUGACAUAAACAUUAAAAGUGCAUAUUGUAAGCUAUGUGAGUAUUGGAAAAAAAAAACAAAUACUGUUGAGUUCGAGGAAUGGUAUCAAUCGCAUGAAGAUGUGUGUUCUGCUAAUCAUCAAGGGUCUUCUGGGAAAAUGGAGGUGGAUGCGAUGGUCGAAAUGUUUUCGUAUUCUGAAACUAAAUAUGGAGUUAAGUAUGCCAACUAUAUUGGUGAUGGUGACUCCAAGACCUAUUCAGGAAUUAUAAAAUCAGAUCCUUACGAAAAUACAACUGUAAAUAAAAAGGAAUGUAUAGGGCAUGUCCAAAAGCGGAUGGGGAGUCGAUUACGUACGCUGAAGAGUAAACAAAAAGGUCUUGGUGGUCGAGGUAAGCUCACAGGAAAAUUAAUAGACAAACUAACUGUGUACUAUGGUUUAGCAAUACGCCGGCAUUGUGAUUCUAUUGAAAAUAUGAAAUCUGCUAUAAUGGCAACCUUUUAUCACUACGGCUCGAGUGAUGAAAAACCGAAUCAUGAUAUGUGUCCAAAAGGCGAAGAAUCUUGGUGCUCUUACCAGCGCGCUGAAGCAAGAGGAGAGCUUGAUACCUUUUCUCACGAUUAUUCUCCUUUACCUUCUGAUGUUUUAAAAGCUAUCAAGCCUAUAUACGAAGAUCUUAGUAAUGAAAAUUUACUUUCAAGAUGUGUAGGUGGAUUCAAUCAGAAUAAUAAUGAAAGCUUUAACCAACUAGUAUGGAAAAUAUGCCCAAAAACGGUAAAUACUAGUUUUACUAUCGUACAAAUAGCUGCAUACGUUGCUAUGUGUAUAUUUAAUGAGGGUAUAAAUUCAUUAUUAGUCUUGAUGAAUACACUUGGACUUAAUUGUGGGCCUAAUUCUCAUCGGUAUGCAGAAAGAAUGGAUGCUGCACGUAUCAAAGUAGCAGAUAAGCGCGCUAAUGAUAACACCCGAGAAGGUCGAUUGCAACGUAGGCACCAGCAAAUCGAUAUUUUGGAAGCUGCUAUGUCGGCUGAAGAGCUAUUAUAUGGUCCAGGAAUAGAUGACUCAGUAUGAAUCUCCAAGGACUUAUGAUGAUCACCGCAAAGGACUUCGGGAGGAACGGGCUCUACAAAAACAGCGAUAACUUUUUGAAUUAUUAAUUUUUUUUUUUGAAAUUUUCGUGAAGUCAAAUCGAAACGUGUUCUAAUAAAGCUAUGUUUUUAUUUUUGUCAAAUAAAGUAAUUAACUACAAAAAAAAAAUUAUUGAAAAUCAU